AUGGGUAAACACUCUUCUGGUCCAAGUAGUACUCAGAUUGAGUUAACUGAAAUUAUCAAUCUACCUGAAAAUAAUAACAAAUGUGGUGAAUGUGGUAGCACUCAUCCAACUUGGUGUUCAGUCAAUUUAGGGAUAUUUCUUUGUGGUAGAUGUGCUUCUGUUCAUAGAAAAAUUCUAGGCAAUAGAGAUGAUAUGGCUUUCUCUAGUAUAAAAUCAGUUUCAAUAGAUAGAUGGACUUCAAGAGAUUUGGAUACCUUGUCGAGAAGUGGUGGUAAUAAAGGUAAUCAACAUUUUUGGAACCCGAAAAGAACCCCCUUCCCAUUCGAUGGGGAUGAUGAUAAAUCGAAAGUUGAAGAAUUUAUUAGAGAUAAAUAUAUCAUAGGGAGUUUCAAAUACGACGAGAUUCGUCCUGAAGAUUUCGGCUCCAUCGAUGAUUAUGAUACAGGACGUGACAUUGACAGAUUCGACUCAAGAGAUAGAGAUAGAGAUAGAGAUAGAGAUAGAGAUAGAGAUAGAGAUAGAGGGUAUGGAAGAAGUAGAAGCAGCGGUGGUAGAGACAGAAGAGCUAGAAGUGGAAGUCUAGGUUUAAGAAGAAGUCACAAUAGUAGGGAUGGUGGUUACGACAGUGGAGAUUAUCAAUAUGGCGGGGAACCUUCAAAAUUAACAGGAAGAAAAGCAAGGGAUUUCGAAUUGAGCAGAUACUCAAGGGAAUUAAAUAGGUUAAGAGAAAUGGGAUUUAACGAUAUUGACAACAAUGCAGAGGCCAUGUCUUUGGCGAAUGGUGAUAUCAGCAGAGCAAUUACGAUUUUAGACAAAAACAAUAAUGGUAGUAGUAAUAGCUAUAGCAAUAGCAAUAAUAUUGCAAAAACAAAUACAAAAGCUCCUGUUCCAUCAUUACCAAGAAGACCUACAGGAACUAGCGGGCCAAAGGCUGCUGUUUUUGAUGGUGGCGAUGAUUUUAUGACUGCUGCUUUUACUGGUGCUACAAGCAUUUCGACUCAGGCGACACCUGCAGUAUUUGAUGGUACUGUCCAACAAUACAUCGAUCCCGCCACUGGUGUGAUAUACGUUGACCAACAACAAUAUAUGAUGGCGAUGGGACAAGGACAAGGACAAGGACAACCACAAGCACAAGUACAAGAAGCUCAACUAUUAGCACAACAACAGCAGCUGCAACAGCAGGCUGCGAUGCAACAAGCUGCGAUGCAACAGGCUGCGAUGCAACAAGCUUACAUGGGCCAGCAGAUGCAGCCACAGCAACCGUUGGUCGACAAGAAUGCUAUAAUGGGACUAUACAAUAGGCCAGAUUUAUAUACUAGUCCGGUUGAACUCAAGGAAGAUCAUCCGCAGUAUCAACAAAUACUUCAGAUGCAACAACAACAGCAGCUUGCACAACAACAACAACAACAACAACAACAACAACAACAACAACAACAACAGCAGCAGCAGCAACAACAGUUUGCUCAACAACAACAGUUUGCUCAGCAACAGCAAUUUGGACAGCAACAAAUGUAUCCAAACUAUUACAUGCAAUAG
This is a messenger RNA of Vanderwaltozyma polyspora DSM 70294, 1536 nucleotides long. RefSeq names its product Gts1p (gene GTS1). Gene Ontology annotation, molecular function: GTPase activator activity; protein binding. Bases 1 to 1536 code for a protein of 511 amino acids. The record is from RefSeq and is a predicted model, not a curated record. Lineage: Eukaryota; Fungi; Ascomycota; Saccharomycetes; Saccharomycetales; Saccharomycetaceae. The transcript has a single exon. Gene Ontology annotation, biological process: endoplasmic reticulum to Golgi vesicle-mediated transport; endocytosis; intra-Golgi vesicle-mediated transport. Gene Ontology annotation, cellular component: Golgi apparatus.